AAUGUGAGCUGCCCAGAGAGGGCACUGUAUAGAAAUCUAAUAAUACACUACUGAAUAACUUACAGAAAGGCUUUAAUUAAUUCCCCUUUAUUCCCCCCUUUGCCCCCUCCUCAAAUAUACAAAGCAACAUGUUUGCCUAGCUAUUUUGUCUCUGGGCUGCUUAAGCCAACCACAGUUUGGGAUUGUGGUAGAAGAAAACAGUGGCCUUGUCUGUAGCUUGGCAUUUUGCAACUUGCCUUGUUCUCUGUGUGAGCCAUUUUAUGGUGACAUCCAUGGCAGUUUCUCAGACUCUCAGUUGUGCCCACCAAUGUGAAAUGGUUGGGGGCCCUGCUGUGCGGUGUUUUGGGCACCUUGCACUGAAAUUGCAGCACUCCCAGUUUGUUUCAUAAUACUAGUUGGAUGCUCAGGUGGUGUCAUUGGAAAAGACAGAUAUACUCAUCCUGACACUACCAUAGGAACAAGGUGGCUGAACUGUGCAGCAUCAAUUUCCAAGGGCCUUUUAAUUAUUCCUCAUCAACCAUGUGGAUGGAUGGCGUAUUAGUGUAAGAUGAAGGCCCUUACAUAAGGUGAACUGUGGUGGGUGCAUCACAUCUACCUGAGUACAUUUGACUCCCUGUAGAAGCACCAUGUGGAGAUGCCAUUUGACUUCUUCACUCUAUUUCAUCAGCAAAUUUCAAGGAUUGAGAUCUUCAAGGACUGGCAGGAGCAGUGGGGUUCCAGAGCUGUUUUCUCCUCUGGCUCAGGCAUGGGGAACCUAUAGCUUUAUGGGAGCUGCUGGAUUCCAGCUCCCAUCUGCCUCUGCCAAUAUGGCUGGCGGCCAGGGACCUGUAGUCUGCCCAGAGUGUUGUAAACUGCUCAGAGGGAAAAUAAUGUACAUAGAUCCAGAGGGAUACCAUUCCUACAUCCCUGCACUAGAUCAACACAUUAUAGAAAAUGGUGGAUGGUACAUGUUUUGCUGCUUUGUAAACACAGGCAGAAUGGACUAACUUAUGUUGUAUAACAAAGGUAGUUGUCACUGUGGUUGUAAAGGACACUUGUUCGCCAUCACACUGACCUGAGCUUACUGCCUCUGCUAUGUUUCUUGGUAUUCCCUUAAUUUCUGUCUUUUGGGAGGGGUUUCCCUUCAUCAUUUGCCCUCCAGUGGUUUUGAGCAUCCUAAGGAAGAACUAGACAGCAACAGUAGGGUCUUGUAGCCUCUUGGCAGCUGGCAGCCAUCUUCACAGUUGAGGAUUACCAACCAGGAUGGUGUUCUUUUAAAUAAAGGAAAAAGUUGACCUCAAAAGUAGUGCAUGCUUCUACUUUGUACACCUAGUGUGCCCCUCUGCAGUGCACCUGCUCCUUCUUGUGUGUGCAGACAUGCUUUGUUGCUUUCAGUCACCCUUCAUCACAUUUAGAGGUCCACAGAGUGGGAGACAAUCAGAACAGAAAUUUGGCAACACCGAUGCGUGAAGAAAGCACUGUGUGUGAUUGAGCAGAGCAGAGUUGGCUUUUGACAUCAUACCUGUGGAGGAAAAGGGCGAAGUCAUGAGAGUUCUUGGAAGCUGAGGAUGCAUAUGUCUCAAAUGCCACUUUGAUGGCAAUACAUGGAUGGUGUAACUUAUAAUAAGGAAAAGCCUAUCUCAUGAGGUGCUCUGAAGGAAACUGUUGUCAUGCCAUCCUAGUGAUGUCCUUCGGCUUCUCUGGAAAUGAAUCAGUCAGGUGCAGGGGCUCCAGGGAAUGCCGUGGAGGCCUCCAUGAGCCUCUUGGAAGCAGGCAGUGUGGCCGAACGGUUUCUCCACAUCGAGCGGGAACAGGUGAUCCGCCUGAAGGACCUCACUUUCCCUGAGUCAGUGCAAUAUGUUUACAACCCCCUGGAUUAUGCCUGGGAGCCCCACCAGGAUUAUGUGCGGAGAUACUGCCAGACCCGCAAGGAGGUGCUCUUCCUUGGCAUGAACCCAGGGCCUUUUGGAAUGGGUCAGACUGGGGUGCCCUUUGGAGCAGUGCAGCUUGUCCGAGACUGGCUCCAGGUACGUGGACAGGUGUACCAGCCAGCAUGUGAGCACCCAAAGAGACCUGUUCGGGGUCUGGAGUGUCCCCACACAGAAGUGAGUGGCGCUCGCUUCUGGGGCUUCUUCCGCUCCGUGUGUGCCGGGCCCGAUGCAUUCUUCCGCCACUGCUUCGUCCACAACCACUGCCCACUGCUCUUUGUCAGCCAAAGCGGACGCAACCUGACCCCGGCCGACCUGCCGGCAGCCCAGCGCGAACAGCUCCUGCAGGUCUGCGAUGACGCGCUGUGUGAAGCUGUAAAGCUGCUGGGGGUCUCCAUGAUCAUCGGCGUGGGGCGCUUUGCUGAACAGCGAGCCCGCAAGGCCCUGUCAGCUGCUGGGAUCUCAGUGCGGGUGGAGUGUGUGAUGCAUCCAUCGCCUCGCAAUCCCCAGGCUAACAAGGGCUGGGACAAGAUCAUCAGAGUCAAACUGGAGGAACUUGGCGUCAUGAAUCUGAUCACAGCCUGAUCUUCUGAUGGAACCAAGAUGCAGAGAGACUACGCCGCUUGCUUGAGAUCUCAGCCUAUUCUUGGGUGUCUUGGCUUCUGUCUAGGCCAUUAACUUUGGACAUGAGAAGCUACUGAUUCAGUUUAUGAACCUACAAGCCUUUUCUAGAGUUUACACUACCACGCCUUUUCUUUGCCCCUUAACACUAUGCCUUUUUGUACUCUUGAGAUAUAUUCACGAUCCACUUUUUCAGAUUCUUCUGUGUUGGACCUCUCUGCGAUUUGGGCCUCACGUCUGUCCCUCCACACAUGUUGCAUUUUGGUGCUAAACCUCAUUUGGGGUGAUACAACCACUUUUAGCUGUGCUCCAUUGGGCGCUUUUGGGUCCUGUCAAACUCUCUGCAGUUAACUCCACAGUCAGUAUCCAUAUGGGAACAAUAGUGCCCGAGCUGUUGCCAAACCCUUUCCCUACUGGGGCUGUGUGAAGCUGCCUUAUAUCGCCAGAGCUUUGGUGCCUCUACUCGGAUUGUCAGCAGGUCUUUGGACUCUUUUCAGGGGCAGCAAUAUCUUUCAGCUCUAAUAUGGUGGCAUUGUUGGUACUUUUGGCCCUACCCACCAUUUGCAUUUGGCCCCACCAUUGGAAUGUACGUCUCCUCAAGAGCUUCUCUGAAAUGGAUUUUGGCCCUCAGUCUGAAAUAGGUUCCUCAGCCCUAGACUGCAGGGAAGUUUCCUUCACCCCUGCAUAUCUUUUGCUGUAAUUGGCAGACUCUCCCUACCCCUCAGCCUGUGUGAGUCACUGCCCCCCCCACUGUGAGUCAUAGGGGCAGACCUGGGUUUAAGCUAGGUGUGGGCAACCUAGUAUCUGCCAUAUGUUCUGGAAUAUAAGUCCCAUACGCCUUCAUCUUUGGCACAUGCUGGUCAAAGCUUAUGGGAGUUGAAGUCCGAAACAUCUGGAUACCACCAGGCUGCUAAUCUCUGCUUUAAAAAAAAAAAAAAAAGGGCCUGUUGCCAUCAUAUUGAGCUUGACCUUUGCCUAACAGGGAAGGGAAGCAUCUUUUGCUUGGCUUAAGACUUGGAGGGCCACUGACUGUUGGAAUAGUCAGCACUGGAUAAAUGGAGCACGGAUUGAUUGAUCUGACGCACAAUAAGGCAGAUUCAGCUAUUCAGAGCUGUAGCUACUGUUCAGUUGUGGUGACUUCAACUGAAGCUACUAUAAGUAUUAAUUUUGGCUUAGUCAUUUUGGCUCCUUCCUACCUCUGCAUUAGCUUCAAUUAGAGAAACACGCAUACACAAACAUAUCCCAGUUUGAAAGGUCUUCCAGUUUUUCCAGUUUGUACUUGAAGGUAGCACAUAUUUUGUACAAGGCUGAAACCAAGUGUGGCUUUCCUUCUAGGAAAAUGAAUCACAGGGGACCCCACUUUAACAGAAAUCAGUCUGUUGGUCUUCUACGGGACUGACUGGAUUUGUUCAUUUUUUAAAAAAUCCAUUUUACUUCGGCUGCGUUCUUGUAAGAGAAAAUACUGGUGUAUUCAGGAAUAUUCUGCAUUUUGUAUGUUCACAAUGAUGGGAAUGGAAAAUAUUAAAGAAGAAUUUCUGUGGAACACUGAGUAACAGGCUAAUUAAAUUCUGUGUUGUCUUACUCUCAAGAAAAGCUUGAGAUUAAAAGCUUGAUAAAUUAACAAAUUUAUCAAUGAGUUGAUAGCACACACAUUUUAUUCAAAUGUUACUGUCUUUUUGAAGCAUCUUCUGAUCUGUGUUAUUCUCUAUGUAGGAUAAAUGCUUGGUGAGAAAAAGGAGAGAGAAACAAGCUUUCCAUGGUCUGGUCUUCUCCAGAAGCUAUGAACUGCAAUUCCCUUAGCCCCAGGCGGCAUGGCCGUUGUCCAGGGACAUGAGGAGUUGGAGGGCGCCAGGUUGGGUGAAGCUGAGGGGUCAGUUGGGUCCUGGACAAGGCUGGCAUCCUUACCAGGGAAGGAGCUGAAUGUUCAGCCCUUAUGACCUAGGUUGAAGACUGAAGGUAUAUGAGCUGGCUGCUUUGCUGAAGCUAAACAGAUCUGGGUAUGGAGAGGACACCAGCUGGGAACUGCAUGUAGCCACCCAGAGUUCCAUGCUGGAAUGUAAAUGAAAUAAAGAAAAUAAAUAAUAAAAUCGACAUGUAAUAGCAA
Molecule: messenger RNA, 4632 nt
Organism: Varanus komodoensis (Komodo dragon)
Lineage: Eukaryota; Metazoa; Chordata; Lepidosauria; Squamata; Varanidae
Gene: SMUG1
Product: single-strand-selective monofunctional uracil-DNA glycosylase 1
Exons: 5
Coding region: 1686-2492 (268 amino acids)
Biological process (GO): base-excision repair
Molecular function (GO): single-strand selective uracil DNA N-glycosylase activity; oxidized pyrimidine nucleobase lesion DNA N-glycosylase activity
Source: RefSeq, a predicted model, not a curated record